Vitrella brassicaformis is the source of this 1354-nucleotide messenger RNA. Lineage: Eukaryota; Vitrellaceae. The record is from the annotation of a GenBank genome assembly.
GGCACUGUGACGUUAGUAGAGGCCAGGGAUUGCACCUUCUCCAGGUCCGCCCGGCUGUCCUGCGGGCUGGGCCCCGUCAACAGCACCUGCGCCCCAGCGUGUGAGCUGAGCCGAUCAUGCAGCAGCCGCAGGCGGAUCUCCAUGUCACUGCAGUAGCAAGCCAAAGGACACAGGACAGGCACAGCUGCUGGAUCUGGCGGCGAUCGGUUAGGUUAGAUCGUUUGGUUGCGUACACACCGAUGGAGGAUCCGCGCCUGCACGAAGUUGUUUUGCCGUUCUGCUUCGUAUUUUCUCCUCUGCAGGUGGUCAACCUCCCUGAGCGCCUCCAGACACCCCCUGAAGUAUGCCUCGUGGGCCGCAAGCCGCCGCCUGGCGCUGUAGAGCUCCUUCUGGAUCUGCUCUGUGGACGCCUCGUCACCUGAGCAGUGGUGGCAGGCAGGCAGGCAGACAACAAACAAGCGGUGGCUGGUUCUGCCUGCGGUCGAUGUGCUGUGUGGCGCUGACUGACCCCAUUCCAUAGCAGCUCUGAAGGACUCCUCAAGUUUGGUGACUUGUCUGUGGUAGUGGGUGCCCUGCAGCUGGGCCAGGGCGGCGCGGAGGAUGGAGCUGCGCUUCGCCUCCUGCACACGUGAUCCAUCCAUCCAUCCAUCAGAUCUGCUGACUGCCACCUCCUUCCCUUCUCACUUACCAUGAGUAUCUCUUGCAUGACGAUGAGCUUGUAGUAACCUGCACACCUCACACACCACACCACACCACACCGGCACACAAACGUCCGGCCAUGGCCAUGGCCAUGCACCGCUGCUCCUCUCUCCCUCUAAUCGGCUUGUCCUGUCCCUCCAUUGUGUGCCUCUUUUGGCUGGCUGACUGACCCACCUUUGACACUCUUGAGGUUGUAUCUCCUCUUGAGCCACCUGGGCCGCUUCAGCAGGCUUUGCUCAAGCGAAACAUCUCCCCUGAUCUGCACCCUCUCCGUCUCCCUGCCGUCAGCCGUGGCCGCACCGCCUUCGGCUGAUGCCGCCACUCGGACGCCCGGGCCAGCCGCUGGCUGCCUUGGUGGUGGUUUGCGCUGCUGGACAGGCACAUGGAUGAACGAGACGGGAAGCGCCAAUGCUUCUCGAAGGGUCUGAAUGAAUAUGCACCCACCCACCCACCCACACACACACACACACACACAGAAAGUGCAAAGGUGGCAGAUGCGCGGAGUGCAUGACAAUGAUGCUGUUGCCUUGGCUCUUUCGUCUGCUUCUUACCGCCCAUAAGAUCCAGAGGAAGUGGCAGAUGAUGUUUGUUCGCCUUGAUCUCAUCGCAGGGCGACCAGGCGGCGUAGAUCAAUGUCCAAAAGACAGAAGCCGCC